Molecule: messenger RNA, 5956 nt
Organism: Alosa alosa (allis shad)
Lineage: Eukaryota; Metazoa; Chordata; Actinopteri; Clupeiformes; Clupeidae
Gene: plpp6
Product: phospholipid phosphatase 6
Exons: 2
Coding region: 426-1262 (278 amino acids)
Molecular function (GO): sphingosine-1-phosphate phosphatase activity
Source: RefSeq, a predicted model, not a curated record
CCAAGUGCGACCACUGGUGUUUCUAUGUGGACUGACCAUUACAAAAGCUAAUUCUUUAAAAUCAUAGGCUACUUCUAGAAGGCUACUGUGUUACAGAAAUCUGGCCUGACGUUUCGCGAUUUCUUUGUAUCAGCAGCGUGUUAGUUUCACAUUUUGUAUCACAUUCAUUUCCUCUUCGGCGAUUUACUUGUUGCCACCAGUUUGCUUCAUUUUUGUCACGUGUCUGAGUAAGUUUAUUUCCCAGUUACCCUUGCGUGCGGCAAAACAAAGAUGGCGGGAGCCAGCUCGGAUGCAAAAGCUGCUGUCACCUGCUGUCAUCUAUGAAGUGAUGAGCUGAGAAGGGAGAUUGGCACCUAGACGACGUAUUUUAUCUACAACCACUGUACUGCAACAGGAUUGCAUCGUAUCCAAAAAAGUAAAUCAAAAUGCCUUCUCCAAAAGCAAAAAAUAAUAGUGGACGCAGUGGUAAUUCUCCCGGUGGCAACGGGCGUUAUGAGUUUAUGUCCCUUAACCGACGUCCACAACAUUUGUUGCAGCGACAAGGAUCCGACCCGACAUCGGCUAGACUACGUGCAUCUGAGAGCCCGAAUCGUCGUCGAGGUUCGGGUUCGUCCAAUUCGUCUACCGGCGGACAGCUCCCGGAAGAAGACUGUAUGCGACUGAACCCAUCUAUCGUCGGCAUCGCAUUGAGUUCAUUGUUAGCCAUGGACUUGUGGCUGUCGAAGCGUCUGGGAGUGUGUGCUUGUGAGGAUUCCUCCUGGGGAAGUAUACGGCCGCUGAUGAAACUGAUCGAGAUUUCUGGACACGGGAUACCGUGGCUUGCUGGUGCUGCUUACUGCCUCUACAAAAGCGAUAGCGCAGCCGGUCAAGAAGUCAUGCUCAACCUACUCAUGGCUCUGGUGUUGGACCUGAUCCUGGUGGGCAUAGUGAAAGCAGUGGUGCGCCGCCGACGCCCAGCCCACAACCGGAUGGACAUGUUUGCCACCUUCUCUGUGGACCGCUACUCCUUCCCGUCGGGCCAUGCUACGCGGGCCGCCAUGUGCGCCCGCUUCGUGCUGGCCCACCUGGUCCUGGCGGCGCCGCUGCGUGUGCUCACCCUGCUCUGGGCCGUGCUGGUGGGCUUCUCCCGGGUUCUUCUGGGGCGCCACAACGUCACCGACGUGGCCUUUGGCUUCGGCAUGGGCUACUUCCAGUACAACCUGGUGGAGGCGCUGUGGAUGUCUCCUGCUGCACUGCCCGGCCUGAUGGGACAGUUUGCGUAGAGUGAUGGGAUAGUUCUCGUAAGAGGAGUGGAGGAUCACAAAGGGGAUGCAUGGUGGUGGAGGUGUGUGUUGGGGUGGGGGGUGCUACAGACUGUAGAGUUUUGGUUACGCAUGGAGAGAGAUUUUAGAACUUUACCUUCUAUUCCUGCCACGAUUAUCUUCCAAGGCUGUCCAUGUGUCCCCAUGCCUCAUUGCCUGCAAAGAAAAGAGAUCAUUCAGUCAUCACCAUCAUCAAACCACCCAGUAUAGUCUUUGAUUACAAAACACUUUACAGCCCCAUAACACACCUGGCUGAGUCUCAGAAUAGACUAUCUCUGAGUGUACUUGAACAAGAGUGGGGAGAGGAAUUUUACAGGAUAGUUCCAGCUACCCGCAGGGAGUGUUCUGCCCCCAAUACUGGUGCAUAGGGGAUUGUGUGUGUGUGUGGGAGGAAGUCUGUUUUUGGUGUUUCAGGCUUGAAGUGGAGCCUGUGGUACCACAGGCUAUAUCAUUGCACUGCUAGCUUUCAGUGUGAAGUGUAAAUCUUUACCUCAUUGUGUUCAUGCUCUAGAGCAGAACUUGAUGGAGGUGUUUGUUUUAUCGUACAUUCUUGUAUAGAGUACAUUUAUUUAUUUUUCUUCUCACUGAUGUAUGUCGACGUUCUGUCUCGUCAUGCUGAAUCCAUCAUGCAAAAUUGCAAAUAGGUACAGUAUAUGUGUUGUUUAUGUUUGUUAUGUUGUUUUUAUGCUGAUUUUUUUCCUGAAAGAAAUGAAUAGGUAUUAUGAUGGAAUAUGGGGAUUGUGUUUGUUUUUUCAAAUGUCUGCUUUUGUCCCAUAACUGUUAGGAGGCCUUUAUCUAGGAAAUUGUGUGGGAGGAGCAGGCUUCAUUCAGUUUCUUUUCCGUCUUUUAGAGUGCUGGGCCAUGUUUACAUGGACGCCUCUUUUCCAACUAGAAAUGCAAUAACGACUCAAUUGGAAAAUAAAUUGUCAUAUAAACACCUCAAAAUUCCUGAUCCGAUCAUAAUUUUAAUCGGAAUGAAAGAGGUGGUGUAGUCCGCUCCUAUUCCGAAUAAACACCCAUGUAAACGGUCAUUCGGAUUGACUGCUGUAUCUUCUCAAAGACAAGUAGGCAACAACGGCUAUUCCAAUCAAAGAUUCUAAAACACUUGAGAGCACCAAUCGGAAUAGAACGAGACGGCACGAAUCUUUCGGAAUCGGAAUAGUUUCGGAAUGACAAAAAAACAGUCCAUGUAAACGUGGCUAUUGAUAAGAAAGACGAAAAAAAGGCUGCACUUUGCAAAACUGUUUAUUGCAAAGACUCGUUUCAAUGUAGUGCCUUAUUCAGUGUGCUCAAGUGAAUGAAUGCUAGGUUACACCCUUACAUACACCCCCAUAAUCAACCAAUGACGAUACAGUAACAUUCAAUACAAUAAUUAAAUUAAAGCAGUCCAUCACUUAUUAGUUCAACACGUUAUAGACAGAAUUAUAUCAUACACAGGCUCAUUUAAACAGCUUUUUCCUCCUUUACAAGAAACAAGACAAAGACAGGCCCUCAUUCAUGCCAUUAUGUGUGCAUAUAGACAGACUGAUGGUUUCCAGACCCACAAACCUAAGUGAAUUGGCAUCAUGGCCUGCAGUCUCUGUGAGCAUGCAAUUGCAUACUACACAAUUAAAUCACUAAGUUACCGUGUGGUAUUCUGAUAGAAAGAAGUGGCACUAUGAAGGCACUAUGCUGUAACACGUCAGUGCAAUAAACACUUGUAUGCAAAGUGCAGCCUUUAUUCCUCUCUCUUACCAGCCUUCAUUUACAGUAGGACCAUCCAUAUAGUAUCAGUAGGCAUGGCAGUGUUUACAAGAGUCCUGGUUCUAUAACACAGCUGUGAAGUUUUUUAUGGUUAAAGUGAUGGGUGGUGUGCAGUAAAACUUUCUCUCAGGGCAUGUUUUCCAAAUUUUGGAAGCCAACUUACGCAAGUCCAAGAUAGUGCGCCUGAGGGUACUGAGGGUCAACUGUGUCUCUUUGUAAUCAUUUAAUGACCAGUGGUAUAUCUUAUACUGAGGAGAUCUUUCCAGAGAUCUUUUCAGAUACAGCUAACAGGUUAAUAUUCGACUGCAGUAGUGAGUUUGAUGAUUUAAUAUUUUGCUAGACUGACGCCAGGGUGUGACGCCAACAUCUCUUGCGACGGAAACGGUCACUAGGCCACGUUAACUGAGGUGACUGACUAGAUGAACAGUCUCUGUCCACACUGUCCCAGUGCCUGGCUGUCCUCAUGGUAGAUCACGGCAUCCAGCUUUUUAGGAUCUAAUCAUUUGAUUUCAUGGGCUUCAUUUAAAGGUGCUCUAAGUGAUGUUGGGUAACGUCACCGCUGUUGACGUUCAAACAAAACGAAACAGAGAGCUAGCUUGCUACUCCCUCCCGUGCAAUUGAAACUUUCCUAAACUAGCAUCUCAUCUGUGAAUUGCUGGAACAGUUUGUUAUGUUUUUAUGGUCCAGGUUGGACCAAGUUGUUUUUGUUGCCAUUUUUGGGGCCUGAGCUGUCCACAGAGACCAUGUUUUUUUACAGUGUAUUCAGGGCACAGACAGCUAGCGGAUGGUGAGGUGAUGUUUGCAGUAUGUGACAAAAAAUGUUUUAGCUUAGAAACCGCAUAACAUCACUUAGAGCAUGUUAAACGCCCUGUGUUAGAUUGCUUUAUGGCCAUGAUCUGAAAUACCAAGAUCUAAACAAAAAUAAAUCUUAAAAAUUCAUUUAUAACAUUGUUUCCCCAACACAUAUUUUACAUGCAAAUAAUCUUCACUGAUCAGAUCCACCAUUGACAUUGCACUUUAAUGAUUGUUUAUGUGGAGAGCUACUUUACACUAUUCUCUACAAGUGAAUGUAAAUCGCCUUCAUGAAGCAUGAAGCCCUGUGUUGUUCAGAUUUCACUUUUUUACUUGUCAGUUCAUCUGACCUUGCUAUUUUAUCCCCUGUUCUUUUUUUGUCUUCUUCGUGGCAUCUUCAGACGCUUUAGAUGGAGCACUGCAGUGCAUUCAUCCUCGUGAAAUUUCAUCUCGCUAAUACCCAGAGUGUCAUUAAGGUGAUGUCAUUGUAAGUUUUAUCCCUGCAAAACUAAAGGAUUCAUGAGAAGGGGAAACUCAGAGAUGGGUUAAAUUCAGGUGCAGUUGGCUUCUCGCCCUCUCCUACUGUGUAGAACAGGUGUGUCUGCAGCUGGUCCAGAAAGGGCAGGGUGGACGAUGUAGCGAAAAUAUGUGAUGGGAUCUGGGCAAACUCCUUGAUUUCUGCUCUGUUUCAACCCUCUCUGGUGAAAUUUCACCAGCGUAAGAUUCUGAUACCAUCCUAGCAAUAUCCUUGAUACCGUCCCCUAGCAAUAUCUUGGAUACCAUCCUCACAAAAUCAUGGAUGUUGCUAGGAUGGUAUCAGAAUCUUAAGUUGGUGAAAUUUCACCAUGUGAUGGGUUUUCCCAAAUCCCAUCAUAUAUCUUCGCACCCUGCUCACCACUGUGCUUAGAUGGAUUGAAUUCGGCUCACUUAUCUUUCUCUUUUCCAAAUCCUGCUUCCCUGCUUGUGUGUGUGAGAGAGAGGAUAAAUGGUUAUGCUAUGUAUAAAGGCCACCAACUCUUAAUACCCCUUCAGUGAUUAUUAAAACUGUGAGUGCUAUCUAUUAUGCCUGCCCGAUCCCCUUUUUCCCACAGGAGAGGAUUGCGAGUGAGAGAUAGAGAGCUCUAGUUCCAUUUUAGCUCAUGGCCUCACCCCCCCUCCGGCCAGCUCGAUUGAAAUUCCUCUCCUCAUCCUCCCCUCUCCCGCAACCCGCCACCCAUCCACCACCCCCCACCUCACCUCUCCAUCCCCCCACUUUCCACCCCCGCACCCUGCUUCUUCGGGUCUUACGUAACCUCAGCAAACUCUCCAAAGUUCCUCUUAACCCUUUACAUGCCUGGUGUGCUUUCUCAGAACCUCAGCAGGUCUGUGUAUACGUGCAUAUUACUGUAUGUAUGGGGGUCCAUGUUAAUGUUUGCAGAUUAUUUUAUACAUUCCAAAAGUUUCAGCAAUACCUGUGACCACUCUUAAUGCAUGGGGUUAAUCAGCAUGGGCUAGGCGACUCAUGUACAGAUCCUUGUCAAAUGUUGAUGCCAUGGAUGACCACUCAGUUUUUUUUUUACCAGUGUAAACUGGUACGUGCGUUUUGUUUUACACAUGUACUAUGCAGAGGGUUUCAUCCAGGGAAUACUUUUGUGACUUGCUAGUCUUCGAUAUCUCUUUAGCCAUCUAUUCUGUAGGCAACACAGUCCUCCAAGACACGUAUUCUCAGACGGAGCAGUCCCUGCUGUUUUAUUUCACCAUUGCAAUAAUUUAAAAGCUCUGCCUUUAGGCUAUUUUUUGCUCAAAGGACCAACUGCUGUAUCAUUGUCUAAAUAAAGACUGUGGCAAAAGCCUGAAUACACAGUUUUUUUUUGUAUGCCUUCAUUACAUAAGGCCUCAUCACCAGCUACUACAAAGUGAAUAUGAUCUCAAUAAUAAUCUUUGUUGUACAUUAUAUAAUCCUUAAUCUGCUGUCAAGUCUUCUGUAUGUUAAAAUGUAAAAGAUGUUAACUUGUGUGAAUAUAUGGGUAGUGUGGUAGCAAACAAGAACAAGACUGUUUGUACUAUAUCUGUGGGAUAUGCUCUACAAACAGACCAUAAUGUGAUUGUAUUUUUAAAUAAACGUGGAAGAGAAGAGCUUA